UAUAAGGAACGUCGGAGGACCGUGGUGUUCCGUUUUAGCAGGAAAUGAGUCCAGUUUUAAAGGAAGUUUAGUUGUACAAAAUGGCGCUGGACGGAUUAGAUCAUAUGGAGAUGGAGGAAGGGAAAGGAGGAACUGGGCUCCGACAGUACUACCUGUCCAAAAUAGAAGAGCUUCAGCUGACAGUAAAUGACAAGAGCCAGAAUUUGAGACGUCUUCAAGCUCAGAGAAAUGAGCUUAAUGCAAAAGUGCGCCUCCUUCGUGAGGAGCUUCAGCUGCUGCAGGAACAAGGGUCUUAUGUGGGAGAGGUCGUGAGGGCCAUGGACAAAAAGAAAGUAUUGGUCAAGGUUCAUCCAGAAGGAAAGUUUGUGGUGGAUGUGGAUAAAAACAUUGACAUCAAUGAUGUCACACCGAAUUGCCGUGUAGCCUUGCGGAAUGACAGCUACACCCUCCACAAGAUCCUGCCCAACAAAGUGGAUCCCCUGGUGUCUCUCAUGAUGGUGGAGAAGGUCCCCGACUCCACCUAUGAGAUGAUUGGUGGCCUGGACAAGCAGAUCAAGGAGAUCAAAGAAGUGAUCGAGCUGCCCGUCAAGCAUCCUGAGCUCUUCGAAGCACUCGGUAUCGCUCAGCCCAAGGGUGUGCUGCUGUAUGGUCCCCCAGGAACAGGAAAAACUUUGUUGGCAAGGGCAGUUGCCCAUCACACAGACUGCACCUUCAUUAGGGUGUCUGGCUCGGAGCUGGUGCAGAAAUUUAUUGGAGAGGGGGCCCGUAUGGUGCGCGAGCUCUUUGUCAUGGCCAGGGAACAUGCCCCCUCCAUCAUCUUCAUGGAUGAGAUUGACUCCAUUGGGUCGUCUCGUCUGGAGGGGGGAUCUGGUGGGGACAGCGAGGUACAGCGGACGAUGCUGGAGCUCCUGAAUCAGCUGGAUGGCUUUGAGGCCACCAAGAAUAUCAAGGUUAUUAUGGCCACAAAUCGAAUUGACAUUCUGGACUCUGCCCUGCUUCGACCUGGCCGGAUUGACAGAAAAAUCGAGUUCCCCCCACCUAACGAAGAGGCUCGUCUGGAUAUUCUGAAGAUUCAUUCUCGCAAAAUGAAUCUGACGAGAGGCAUUAAUCUGCGCAAGAUUGCAGAACUUAUGCCUGGGGCUUCGGGAGCUGAGGUUAAGGGGGUUUGUACAGAGGCGGGCAUGUAUGCACUGAGAGAGCGGAGAGUUCAUGUAACACAAGAAGAUUUUGAGAUGGCUGUUGCUAAAGUCAUGCAGAAAGACAGUGAGAAGAAUAUGUCCAUCAAGAAGCUCUGGAAAUAGAUCCUGUGAUGACAGGCUUGGGAUGGUUUUGCAUCCCAGUUGCCUUUUUCCCCUUUUCUCCUUUUGUUGUUAUGUGUUACAAUCUCAAUAAAUGUAUAUUCCACAAAGAA
Lepisosteus oculatus (spotted gar) is the source of this 1411-nucleotide messenger RNA. RefSeq names its product proteasome 26S subunit, ATPase 5 (gene psmc5). The record is from RefSeq and is a predicted model, not a curated record. NCBI's taxonomy places the organism in Eukaryota, Metazoa, Chordata, Actinopteri, Semionotiformes, Lepisosteidae. Gene Ontology annotation, biological process: proteasome-mediated ubiquitin-dependent protein catabolic process. Gene Ontology annotation, molecular function: ATP binding; proteasome-activating activity; ATP hydrolysis activity. Gene Ontology annotation, cellular component: proteasome regulatory particle, base subcomplex.